Capronia epimyces CBS 606.96 is the source of this 639-nucleotide messenger RNA. RefSeq lists its product as uncharacterized. The transcript has a single exon. Bases 51 to 299 code for a protein of 82 amino acids. The record is from RefSeq and is a predicted model, not a curated record. Lineage: Eukaryota; Fungi; Ascomycota; Eurotiomycetes; Chaetothyriales; Herpotrichiellaceae.
AUGUCAAAUCCAAUGCCGGCACCGGUUACAAUGACCGCGUCAAAGGCUCUAUGCUCACACGACCCUCUCUACUUCGCUGUCAACCCGCAAGAGAGAGCAGACAUGACUCAACAAACCGCUUCGAGACUGUCCUACAUCUCAGCCUGGAAGCUGGACUCAGAGUCGGCGGGACCUACUCCAAACUUACGACGGAUGCUAGGCCACUGCUCAGUUCACGAGCGGACGCAAGACUUCACAAAACCCCAAGCGAGGCCGUCGCCUGUGCAAGUACAAGUGCAAGUGCAAGUGCCAACGAAUGAGCUCUCGACCUAUCUACAGCAGGUGCCCUCCUUCCGAGAUUUUCAGGCUGCUAUCGAAGUGCAAUUGGCGACAAUGGCGAGCAUCACGGCCGCAACAGCUCAGCUGAAGCUCAUGGAAAGGAACAGUCGAGAAAUCGAGGAAGAUAGUGAUGACGACAGUUAUGAUGGUGAUUGGAGCGACAUGGACGCCGGGGCAGAGAGCGACGACAGUUCGACGGACGACGAGAGCCACGGCGUACACUCCGAAUGUGGCAGUCCGACAUCGUAUUCCGGGGAAGGAGGACAGGACGAGGAAGCAGAUGGGGACUUGUGGGCUCUACGGCCUCUCACGCCGCUCAUG